Messenger RNA from Toxorhynchites rutilus septentrionalis, 1971 nucleotides. RefSeq names its product protein fem-1 homolog C-like. Gene Ontology annotation, biological process: ubiquitin-dependent protein catabolic process. Gene Ontology annotation, molecular function: protein binding. The record is from RefSeq and is a predicted model, not a curated record. The coding region runs from base 166 to 1956 and encodes 596 amino acids. Gene Ontology annotation, cellular component: ubiquitin ligase complex. NCBI's taxonomy places the organism in Eukaryota, Metazoa, Arthropoda, Insecta, Diptera, Culicidae. The transcript has a single exon.
AGAUUGAACUACCCUGGAUCGAUGGAGUAAUUGACAUAUUUAACAGGAGCAAAUCCUUAACUGUUUCACAGUAAUAACUGAGAAUCCAUCGAAUUGCGGUCUUAUUAUUUCCCAGUGUAAUCGCUUGUAAGUGUUCCAAAGUGCACAAAUAUCAAGUUCAAAACAAUGAGUGAAGACAAAGACUAUGCACCGUCACCGUUAGCAAAACAGUUAUUUAAGGAGGCUAGAUUCAACAAAUCUCCCCUAUCCGAGGAAAUUCGCGAGCAAUUGGAGGGUUUACCUUCGGACAUCCGCAAGGAAGAGGUGGAACAAACGGUUUACGGUUACACCCCGCUAAGCACCGCCUGUAUCCGUGGAAACGUUUGUAUCGUCGAGUAUCUCAUCACCACGUGCCAUGCGGACAUUGAACAGACGAGCAAAGGAUGGCUACGGAACCCUAAGAACGACGAGCGCAGCCUCUUUACCCCUUUGUGUUGGGCGUGCAAAACCGUAAAACUUGAGGUCAUCACAUGUCUCCUCAAGAAUGGGGCAAACCUUAAUGGAACCUCCGAGUGCGGCUCAACACCAGUGCUGGUUGCAUGUAGAACACAACAUUUCAAAAUUGUGAAUUAUUUGGUAGUGAGAGGGGCAAACAUCAAUAAACCGAACCACUACGGAGAAACUUGUCUCAUCGCUUCGAUUGGUUCAUUACAACUGUGCAAAUAUUUGCUCAGAAAGGGAGUGGAUGUUGAUGCACGUGACAACAACGACUAUACAGCACUACACCACGCGAUUCAGAAUCAAAUAUUUCAAACGCUCAAACCACUGCUGGAUUAUAGAGCUGACCCAUUCGCUAAGACGCGUGACGGUGAGGAUGCCUUGCAGAUAGCAUGUAUCGAAGGAUCAUCUAAAAUAGCGGAUUAUCUUAUGGGCCGGAUUCGAUAUUCGCCAGAAAGGAAGGCUGAUGCGAACGAACUACUUGGAGCUUCGAUAUUCUUCAUUUCUACCGAUAACUCGAAGGCAAUUCUUCGUUGGAAAGAAGCUCUUCAAAUUCGAAUGGAUAAGGACAAUUUCAUUCAAAAGCGUCCGAUGAUUCCAUCUCGAUCUAUCUAUGGCGAUUUCGUUGAGUUCACAACCGUUGCCCAGUUGGAAACAAUUGCUGAUGACCCCUAUGCAAUGUAUAUGCAGAGCUUGUUGAUUUUCGAGAGGAUAUUGGGAAUGGACCACGAGCGUACAUUAGCGCAUUUGAUGAAUUUAGCCGAAUACUACCAAGAAAUAUUACAAAACCGUCAGGGGUCUCUAGAUAUUUUACUACUGGUGCUGCAACUAAGAAUUCAAAAGGAUUCGAUAUUACAUUCUGAUAGCUAUGAUGCUGUGCGAACCAUCGUCGGUUUCAUAAUGUCUUUACUAGAUAAUCCAAAUUAUUCGCCACGAUUCGAAUAUGUCAGUGCCGUAUUCCAGCUUUUGGCAUCGAGCGCCAUCGCAACAUAUCAGCUGGCUCGUACUAAACCGAUCAGUCCGAACCAAUCCAGAUACUUCGACUGUAUAAUCCAUUUUCUGAUGCAUCUGAUCUAUGGCCUGCGUUCCUUGGCCGAAUGCGAGCGUGACCACGACUUGAUCAAAAGAUACAUCCGCGAGCUAGUCCGAAAUGGUGUUAGGUGUGUGAAAACCAGGGAAACGCUGCUGCACCUGUCCAUCCAGCGGCUCGGACCGGUUGAGACCUCAUUCUGGAUGAUCAGAACCAGUCCCAGUUUAGAUGUAGUGAAGCUGCUACUGGAAUGCGGAGCCCAUCCGGAUCUACCGGAUCGAAAUGGCGUCCGACCGUCGAAGGUUCUCGCAAAAAAGGACAUCGCUCUGAGUGGACAAAUGUCACUCAAAUGUAUUUGCGCGAAUGCGAUAAUCGAGAGUGGAAUAUAUUAUCGAGAUCAGUUACCACGCACGCUGGAGAAUUUUGUUGAGGAACACGACCCUCAAUAAUACCCGACACCGAAA